UUUGGGGGGAUUUCGGACGGGCUGCGCGUCAACUGAGAACUCCCAAAAAGUGAUUGUCGUGACUCACGCAUAAACUGCUCAUGUACUAUUAGGGGAUGUUUCGUUGUAUUUCGUUGUAUCUACGGCGGGUUGUAUUCCUUUUCUACGUUGUUUGCUAUGGUCGGCUACCCCAUCUAUCAGUCAGGGGAGCUAGUUUUCGAAAUAAGCGCCGCGUACGCCUCUCUCAUAAUUCUUGAUUCGAGUACGUUGGAUGUCGCGCAUUUGCUGAGCAAAUGCCUGCCCGUCUGCGUCCAGCAUGUGGAGCUCGCCUUGUCGAAGAGCUAGCAGUCGUUCCAGAAUUCCCAUGGCUUUGAAAAGCGUCAAACAGAGCGGGGUUCCCUCACGGUGGAUAAUGAUCUGCACUGGAAUUCCGCGCGACAAGUGUCGGAUGAUGUCGAGGUAUUCCCACCACAACAUCACUGAACUGCUGAACGAGUCGAUCUCGGUCAUUACCAGGGCGAUUCCAACCGGUGGAUGGCGGUUGCCGUGCAACCACCGCCAGGUGGUGCACCAGGGUAGAGAAGGUCGGAAAUGUCGCCUCGUAUGGCUCGGAGAAAAUGCUGCAGUACGGCCCCUCAAGCAAAUCGAAAUAGCUGCGAGUAUAACUUGUGUACGCAAGUGGGGAGAUCUCCGCUCGUCUAGCACGGCGGCCGCAAAAGAUUGGCCAGAUGGAGUCAGUUUCAGGGAGGUCAUAUCGCAGCAGGAAGUUGAUGUUGCUACGGUGGUAGUUUCGUGGUUUUUUCCUCUUCAAGUUGGCACUUGCCCGUCCCAUGCAGAAGAAGACAACCUCUUGUGUAAACAAUUCCUGAAUUUUGUUGAUCCAGUGCGACGCUGUAGCUUUUUCGGCUUCUGUGAUGCGGUGUACAUCAAGUCGUUUCUCGCGGAUCAUUGCAGGCGUCACGGUUGUGCGGUGUGAGGAAGCCCCAUCCCUGGCACACACCCCAGUGCAGUGAGCGAGCUUGGUGUUAGUAAGUGG
Messenger RNA from Fimicolochytrium jonesii, 1015 nucleotides. RefSeq lists its product as uncharacterized. Bases 296 to 955 code for a protein of 219 amino acids. The record is from RefSeq and is a predicted model, not a curated record. NCBI's taxonomy places the organism in Eukaryota, Fungi, Chytridiomycota, Chytridiomycetes, Spizellomycetales, Powellomycetaceae. The transcript has a single exon.